Dinoponera quadriceps is the source of this 1340-nucleotide messenger RNA. It is a transcript of the gene mRpL39, whose product is annotated as 39S ribosomal protein L39, mitochondrial. Gene Ontology annotation, biological process: threonyl-tRNA aminoacylation. The transcript has 3 exons. The coding region runs from base 149 to 1141 and encodes 330 amino acids. Gene Ontology annotation, molecular function: nucleotide binding; threonine-tRNA ligase activity. The record is from RefSeq and is a predicted model, not a curated record. Gene Ontology annotation, cellular component: mitochondrion. NCBI's taxonomy places the organism in Eukaryota, Metazoa, Arthropoda, Insecta, Hymenoptera, Formicidae.
UUAACGACUUAAGGCUCACUGCAUCUACUGUGCACGCAGCUUAACGUGGCAUUACCCUGCGAAAACCAUUAUUGAGAGAGAGAGAGAGAAAGAGAGAGGAAGAGAUAUUUAGCCGCACUCGUGGUACUCUAACCUCAAAGUUGUCAACAUGUUCCACGGUUGUAAGAAGCUCUGUACCAGCGGCCUGAGGUUACCGUCGCGAUGCGCCGGGACGCUGUCGAAGGCGGAGGCGAGGAAGCGCCGGUGUCAGAUGUUCGACGAGGAGAAGCAGAAGCAACGCUCUCAAUUGGGUAGAAUCGAAAAGAUCGAGGUGAAGUACCAGUCGGUGGAGGACGAGGUGGUGUUGGUGAUGAACCGCAACAUCUCCACGCCGCACGACUGCGCCAGGCACAUCUCCGAGAGCAUCGCCAAGAUGUCCGCGAUCGCCUUCGUCGACGGCCAAGUCUGGGACAUGCAUAGGCCGUUCACAGGCAAUUGCGAGCUACAGCUGGUGACCAUGCAGUCCCCGCGAGUGAACGCGAUCAACAACGCCUUCUGGCGGACCUGCUCGAUGAUCCUGGGUGCUGUGGCGGACAACGCGUUCAAGGAUAACUUGGACGUACAUCUGCACAGCUUUCCCUAUCCUGUGAUCCGCUCCGGCAGCUUUGUGUACGACGUCUUCGUCGACCUGCCGAGCUGGCAGCCAACAGAGUCCGAAUUGCGCGCUUUGUCUGCGCUUUUUGUCAAGUUUACAAACCGUGAAUUGCUGUUGGAGAGGCUCGAGGUACAUUACGACAUCGCUCAAGAUAUGUUCCAGGACAACCCGUUCAAGUACCAACAGAUACCCAACAUCGCCAAAGAUAACGAGGACGGCAAGGUGACGUUGUAUCGCUUAGGCGACCACAUAGAUAUCAGCAAAGGGCCCAUGGUGGGCAACAGCGGCCUGGUAGGACGUGUUACCAUAACAGCCGUUCAUCGACAUGUGGACGGGCCCGUGGAUGGCUUGUACCGCUUCCAAGGUCUCGCCCUGCCCAAGGGCAUCAUGCUGAACCACUUCGCUUACAGUAUCCUGGAGAAUCGCGCGAAGAAACUGAACACCGUCACAUGGCAACCGCACAUCGAGCACGAGAUGAUAACUAACGCGACUGCGUCCGCGAACUGAGAAUACUCGAUCCGAGUGAGCUCUCGUGUAAAUAAGUGCACCCUUUAGUUGUCUAAGAAUUACUUUCGGUGUAACUCCACGUUAUUCUUCGUCUCUUGAUCGCGUUCCUGAGACGAGUCGUAAACGCGACCAAGAGUCACCUUUGUAGUUCAAUAAUUAUUACACGUAAUAAAGAAUCAGGGCAUGUUUUUUUACUCAA